GUCAACCCAAGAAAUCCCAGAAACUCCAAUGCCCAGUGCCGACAUUGUAUGUUUAUGAGACAAAGGAAGGUUCAAUGUCAAAAGUCCAACGACCCAAUCUCUACAGUGUACAACUUGGAGUUUCCAAAGGCACUGAUAUUGGUGGCAAGCAUUGUCGAAAAAAAUUUAAUUCUAUAAGAGUUGCAUGGAUCACAAAAAAGGUCGCUGAUAAGCUUUUGAAAGUCUGGAAGGGUGAAUGGCACUGUUGGAAAAAGGUAGUGCAUUGGGUCGUACGGAAUUCAAAGCACAUCGACACAUACCUUGUUCCCAAUCUGGCUGAAAUUGGUGCUACUAGUGGGUUCCGUAUCAAAACUGUGACACGUGCUGAGUUUGCAGGUUUGAAAGGUGCUUCGUUUCAUCAUGGCACUAAGUUAUUCCUGUUGGGAUCGGAACCCAGGGACCUGUCACAUCAGAAAUGUGUCGGUAGACUUAUGAGUUGUUGGGGUUUCGACAAACGGUUGACUUGUGAGCAGAUCACUUACCCGGGUGCUUCAAUUAUGGUUGAUUGUAUGCAUCGUGGCAUACCACGACCAAGUGUUGGGCAUUUUGGCAUGAAUGCCUAUAACAACAAGAGAUUCAGCACAGCAUACGUUGCCACCCCACUGGAGGCAGUUGAAGACAAGGGUGACCUGCAAAUGCAUCGGGCUGAAUUUGCUGGGCAUGGAAUGAGGCCCCAGCUCAUUCGCAUGUGUCAUGCUCUUGAAACUGUGGCCUUGCAGUUUGCUCACAAAAUGAAUCCUGAGGGUAUGAAUCUCACAAAGCAUCUUUCAGGUCUCAACAUUGCCACGUGUGGGUUUCGGGAUUGUAAAACCGGUCAAGCCAAGGAAGGUCAGCCACCUCAAAAGAGACAAAAAAUCCACAACAAUCCACAGUCCUGGGAAACACGUGUGCCCUACUCACCUCGACAGCUGGUUUAUGGCUUUGCCAACACUGGUCAUAUUGAUACCAAGGAUCAACUCACAGAUGCUCAGCAAAGGGAGCUCCACAAAAAUGCGGUGGAUUCCCAGGUCAAGUUGCGGCAAUUUCCAGGGCUUCCCACCACGUGUGCCUGGCAAUUUGUGUUUCGAAACACAGGAGCAUCUCAGCAUCUGAAGAUACAUCAACAUUUUACUAUGCAUGGCUUGGGAGUCGCGAUGCCGAUCCAGCAUGGGCUUGGCCAUCAUUUCUACGGUGGCGUCUUUGAGCACAAUACCAGUCUUUGUUUGGUUGAACGCACAAAAGAUGGCUUGGUCUCUGUUUCUAAUCAUGAUGAUCAUUUUAUUCUCUUUGCUUGGGGCAACAGCAAAAAGAUCCCCAGAGCUGAGAUCCUAGCAUUGCUACAGGAAGCAGCUGAGCCUUUGGUCGCUUAUGGCCAGGCGGUGCCUGGCAAUAAUACUGCUGUACCUGCUGCAGCUCUGCCACCACCACCACCACCGCCGCCGCCGCCACCUCCUGCAUAA
Molecule: messenger RNA, 1478 nt
Organism: Seminavis robusta
Lineage: Eukaryota; Bacillariophyta; Bacillariophyceae; Naviculales; Naviculaceae
Source: the annotation of a GenBank genome assembly